GGAGGCGUGUGCCCUCCCUCCCCGCCCCGCCUGCCCCUGCCGCGUCACCGUGACCUGGCACUAAUUCUGAACUUCCCCUGUGCCUGCAUUUGUGCUUCUGUUGCUGCAAAACCGAAACCCACAUCGCCGUACUUCUUCCUCCUGGGGAGCGCAGUUUAUCAGGAAGACCUUGCAGAGCUGGUCCUGCCCUGCUUUCCUGUUUUCCCGGCCUGAGGCCCCUCAAACCACCCUCUUUAGGGUUCUGGUUGCCUGAGAGGAACUAGCAGCUGCUCCCACCUGCCAAGCAAUGGAGCAGGCCUGUUGUGGAGGCUCUGAGACCGAGGCCGGCCUGGGGACAGGACCAAGGACCAGCAGGAGCCUGUGUCAGGAGGAUGCUGCGGAGCAGGGCUGCUCCCCGGGGCCACUGAGGCUUCUUCUCGUAGGGAAGCAUGGGGCAGGAAAAAGUGCCACAGGAAACACUAUUCUGGGCAAAAAGGUGUUCCUGUCCAGAUUCAGUGGGAAGAUGGUGACUGAAACGUGCCAGAGAGAGAGUGGGACCAUGAGAGGGGAGGAGGUUGUGGUCAUCGACACCCCCGACCUUUUCUCCUCAACGGCUUGUGCCAAAGACAAGCAACGAAACAUUGAACACUGCUUGAAGCUUUCUGCCCCCAGCCUGCAUGUCCUGCUUCUGGUGAUCCCCAUCGGCCACUGUAACGUGGAGGACAGAGAGACAAUCGAGGGCGUCCUGAAGGUGUUUGGAGCGGAAGCCAGGAGGUACAUCAUUAUCAUCUUCACUCGGAAGGACGAUUUGGGUGAUGACUCCAUGAAAAAUUACCUUCUACACGACCGAUUGCUUGGAGGGCUGGUUGAAAACUGUGGACACCGCUACUGCUUGUUCAACAACAAGGCAGGUGGGGCUGAGCGGGACAGCCAGGUAGCAGAGCUCCUCUGCAUGGUCAAGCUUUUGGUGGAUGAGAAUGGAGAACCCUACCCCGUGAAUUUCAACAAUGAAGGCAAUGGAUUCCAGGACUGUGUGAAAGAAGCUACCUCUCAGAAGGGGGACAAUCUACAUGGUAAGGUGAUCCUUAAAAGACAGCUGCAGGCCACAGGAUCUGAGCCGAGCCCUGGGAUGUCAGAACUGAAGGUCCUGCUCCUGGGGAAGCGUGGCGUUGGAAAAAGCACGGCCGGAAACAGCCUUCUGGGGAAGCGAGUCUUUGAGACCAAAUUCAGUGACCACUCAGUAACCAAGGAGUUUAAUUCUGAGAGCAGAAUCUGGAGAGGGAGGAAAAUUUUGAUCAUUGAUGGCCCAGACUUACUAUCUGAUUUAAAGCACUUUAAAUUACACCUUUGGAAACAUGCCCCUCAGGGGCCCCAUGCCUUCCUGCUGGUGACCCCACUGGGCUCCUUCACUGACUAUGCAAAGAUGGUGAGCACCAUCCAAGAAAGUUUUGAAGACGAAUUAACUAAGUAUAUGAUUGUGCUCCUCACAAGGAAAGAAGACCUAGAGGAUCAGAACGUAGACACGUUUUUAACCAGCAAUAGAGACCUCUGUGAGCUUGUCAGGAAAUGUGAAAACCGAUACAGCGUCUCCAACUACAGAGCGACAGAAAAAGAGGAACAGUGCCAGGUGGAUGAGCUCCUGCAAAAAAUUGUGAAAGUGGUGCAGCAGAAUGGAGCCAAGUCUUGCAACUUCAGAAAGGAAGAGGCCCUGCGCAUUGUCCUCGUGGGGCGGAGCGGGACUGGGAAGAGUGCCACCGGGAACGCCAUCCUCGGGAAAUCCAUCUUCCUCUCUCAGCUCCGGGCCCAGCCGGUCACCACGAAGUGCCAGAAGGACAAGAGGACGUGGGUGGAGCAGGAAGUCGUGGUGGUGGACACUCCUGACCUCUGCCUGCUGUCCAGCCAGCCAGACCACCGAGAGGAGCUCCAACGCAAUGUGCUCUGCUGUGAAAUGAACACGGUUCUGGUCCUGGUGCUCCAGCUGGGACGGUUCACGGCCCAGGACAAAGCGGCGUUGGGGACACUGAGGACCGUCUUCGGAAAGGAUGUGAUGGAACGCAUGAUUGUGCUUUUCACCCGGAAGGAAGACUUGGGGGCCGAGGACAUUAGAGAUUACUGCAAAAACACAAAUAACACAUUUCUUAAGGAGACCGUUAAAAAGUGUGGGGGGCGAGUUUGUGCUUUUAAUAACAAAGAAACCGGCCAAGCUAUGGAAGACCAGGUAACAGACCUUUUGAAAAUGGCCAAUGAGCUGAUACGUGGACGUAAAAAGCACAGAUUUUCCUGUGAUAAGAAUGUCAGCAAAAUAACGAAAGAUGCCCAGGAAAGGCAAUAUCCCAGAAAAGAAUUCCUAAAGCAAGUAAAAAGUUUCUUUUAAGAGGUGGCUGAAGUGCCUGGGGUCUCUUUAAGUUAGAGAGGGGGGGCAUAGGAAGACUGGUGGAUGGGAAGUGGGUUCAUGACUUUUAAGGGCUUGAGAAAUCAAGGCCUCUCACCUUGUGAUGCUUCGGCUCUUUGAGGUAAAUAAAUUUUCGGGUUGGGGCAGGUAGUCGAUUAUAAAGGAGCAAGAAAAAACAAGGUAGGGAAAACGCGUCAGAAUCAAGUCACAAGAAUGACCUCACCUCUGCAGGUAGAUGGGAGUCAGGACCAAGGCGAAGGCCAGCCUGUGGUCAGACUACAUAUUGUUACACAAGAAUCAGGGCGUCCAGAUACAUGAGAGCGAGGCGAUGUCCGGCAAGUCCUGGGCGUGGCAGGGAGGUGAGCUGGACUCCUGUGGGCCACCCCGUGCCUGCCAGGCCCGCUGGCCGCUGAGCUGUCCUUUCCUAGUGUGGUGGCUAUUCCUUUGUGUCCUCUCCAUUUCUAGUCUGAAUGCAAAGGGAUCCAGUCACCCCAUCUUUGUUGUCCCCAGGGAAAUGAACAAGACUGUGAGGUCUCAAAGGAUUAUUGUUAAAUCAUCACAGUGAAGACUAGAACAAAAAUCAGUAAAAUUGCCAAGAUUAGACAACUUUGCAAAAUUUUUAAAUUUUAAGUAUAAUUCUAGACUCCCUCUAGAAAGGGUUAUUGAAAACUCUUUUGUACUUUUCUCCCUUCUUUAUCUUGAGGGUUAGGAAUUAGGUUAUAAGCAGACAACUCGCAUAAUUAUGGUGUAAACACAUUAGGGGCUUAUGGUGUCUCAUGUCCGGGGGCAGGCCGUCUGAGGCAGGCGCUGUGUCCACGGUCCAGCUUCAUUCUCACGCAGUCUCCGCACUUCAGGUUGCCACUGGCUUCCUAGCCAGUGAUGUUCUACUCACAGGUGAGCAGUUAAAAUUGAGAGCUGCCUGAUGGAGGCGCUGUAUGAGGCAAGAACUAUAGAAUCUUCUUUCAGUAGAUGUAGGGCCAGAUGUUUUCAAUAUUAACCACUUUGGAGAUACUUUGGGGACAGGAUCUAUAUCACCAGCCUUUGUUGUUUUUUUUUGAAAGUAUCAGCUUACCGUCAAGACCGACCCAUUUAUAAGAGCAUGGACUAUCACCAUUAAUAAUUUUGUAUCCUGCAUAACUCUUAUUAUGACAAAUUCUGGAAUCCAUGUAUGCAAAUAUACUCCGCUGAGUGAAAUAAUAAAGAUGAAUGAUAUUAUGAA
Molecule: messenger RNA, 3590 nt
Organism: Myotis davidii
Lineage: Eukaryota; Metazoa; Chordata; Mammalia; Chiroptera; Vespertilionidae
Gene: GIMAP8
Product: GTPase, IMAP family member 8
Exons: 5
Coding region: 287-2353 (688 amino acids)
Cellular component (GO): endoplasmic reticulum
Molecular function (GO): GTP binding
Source: RefSeq, a predicted model, not a curated record